GUUCUCUCGUGUUGCCGACGUGGGGUCCAACGCGAAGCAGCCCUUGCGGUACGCCAGCGCCGUCUCUGCAAUCCGCGAACUGUCCUUCCAGCACUGUGCAACUUUCCUUCGGGCCAUGCUGAUCGCGACGGGCAGCACAGCUGCAGCAGAAGCAGAACACUGUUUUUCUGAGUUUCGCGACUCUUGUGCCAUGUCUGGCCAGACGAGUUACAAAAUGGUCGAGGUUCUGCCGGGCGCGAGUCCCCGCAGCAGCCUUGAGGGUUCGGACGACGGAGCUGAGCCGCUCAUCGUCAUCCACAAACGAGAUGCUCGGGCUUGCCUCGUCGCAUGCUUGGCGUCCUUCUGCGGUCUUUUCCUGAUCCUCCUUGGCGUCGUCGUCUUUGUGGGCAGGAACCUGGUGAGCGCGAGUGCGCAAGGCAGCGUCAAUGCGCAGAGAGCGCAAACAACUCCUGCUGAGUUCCCUCGCUACAACAGCUGCGGAGGCUGCGAGGAGGGCAACAAGUCUGACGACGAGCUGAGACAGUGCAUACAUCCCUGCUACAAUUUGAGCUUCGUCCACAGCUGGGAGCGCUACAACAGGGACCAUGAGUUCAGGAUGGUCUACUUUCCCUCCCGUGCCGGCCCCCGAGGAGAGGUGCCGGUGAAUAUCUCGGCUUGGUGGUUGCCGGCGCCGCCCCGAGGUGGCAAGCCCGCGCCGCGCAUUGUCGCCAUGCACGGUGUCGGCGCCAACUGCAACCACUGCGGUGUUCAGAGCACCUGUUACUUGCUGCGAUCAAUGGGUUUCAGCUGCCUCACCCCCAGCGCCCGGGAUGCGGGGUUGUCGGGACCCUCGAGCCAUCCGGACAUUCUGACCUGGGGUUACGACUAUCACCUAGACACUCUCGGAGGCUGGGAUUACGCCGUGGAGGAUCCAGAUGGCCUUCUAGAUGGCCCGCUGCCUCCCGACCAGGUAGGCAUCAUGGGCUUCUCCAAGGGCGCCUAUGAGACCGCAAUUGCCUUCGGCCUGGAACAAAGAAUUCCUGGUGCUUGGCUGGACUCAGGCCCCUAUGCCGGGCUUUUCGGGAUGAUUGUGUCCACGGUUGCUCCGUACGUUGGCAGUUUUUUUGGGGACAUCCUUGCGAGAGGUGUAUUCGCCUCCGCUACCUUCUUCUCGGGCGGUCGUGUGGACGUUUACGACCCGUUGCAGUUGCUUUCCAACUGCACUGCAGGAGAGAAGAAGAGGCAAGUACUGAUUGCCCACGGCACCCUGGACGACACUGUCCCGACAAAGUACUCCGCGAUGGCGAUUGAGGUGUUGUCCGGGGAGCCACGCUGCUAUGAGGUCCGAACUUAUACGCCGCCGGCAUACUGCAAUGGGGCGUCCCAUCAUCAGGAGAUGUGGGAGUUUCCCGACGACACCAGGGGCAAGCUCUGCUCGUUCUGGAGCAGAACCUUUGACAGAGAUCCGGCUCUGUGUGGCCUGGGAAAGCUGCCAAGCUUUCAAGUUUGGGAGCCCUCAGACAGGUUACCACCUGGAAGUCCGCACACUCCGUCUUUUGUGUGA
Messenger RNA from Symbiodinium necroappetens, 1543 nucleotides. The record is from the annotation of a GenBank genome assembly. NCBI's taxonomy places the organism in Eukaryota, Dinophyceae, Suessiales, Symbiodiniaceae.